This is a messenger RNA of Aspergillus lentulus, 1170 nucleotides long. RefSeq names its product ankyrin repeat domain-containing protein. Gene Ontology annotation, molecular function: protein binding. The record is from RefSeq and is a predicted model, not a curated record. NCBI's taxonomy places the organism in Eukaryota, Fungi, Ascomycota, Eurotiomycetes, Eurotiales, Aspergillaceae.
AUGACACCAACACUCCUCAGCCUCCCAAGCAAGCUCAUCCAGGCCAUCGCGGACCACAUCCCCUCAGAGCAUGAACUCCGCUGUCUCGCUCAAAGUCACCCCCAACUUGACAGCAUCCUAACCCCCUACAUCAAGGCCCGCAAGGACCGCAAAGAGCGCAGUAAUCUCCUCAUCUCCGCCAUACAAAAUUCCAAACCGCCCCAGCUAUGCCAGCUCCUGCUUCGUGAUGGCGCUGAUCCCGAAGUGAGGGUGCGGACUGAACAGGGCAAGACGGCGCUCCAUUUUGCCGCUGAGACAGGGCAGACCGUCGUUGCGCGCUUGUUACUGUUGCAUAAGCGUAGCCUAGUAAACAUCCGCGAUGGGAUCGGGCGGACGCCUCUCAUGUCCGCUGCGGAGGGUGGGCAUGAAUCAGUGGUGCGGACACUGCUUUCUGCCAAGUAUGGGCCUGCAGAUGUGACUCUGCGCAGCUGCAACAAUCGAAGUGUUCUCUGGUACGCUGCCAAGGGGGGCAAUGUGAAAAUUGUACAGACGUUGCUGGAUACCGGGAAGCUUGAUCAUAAUGCUGCGGACGAUGACGGCGUGACCCCAUUUGCAUGCGCGGCGAGUGAGGGCCAUUGUGAGGUUAUGCGGUUGUUGCUGUCCUUGGAAGGGGUCGAUCCAGAUUGUCGCAUGUAUCAAGGGAGGAAACCAUUAUUGCUAGCUGCUGAAAACGGGAAGGAGGAGGCUGUCAAGUAUUUACUGAGUCUUGGUGUGGAUCCAGACUCAAAAUCUGGCCAUCGGGAAACCCCAUUACUGAUGGCCGCCAGGAGAGGUCAUCCGGGGGUUGUGCAGCAGCUGUUGGUUAAGGGAGUAGAUCCAGAUGCUGCUGACGGUCACCGAAGAACUCCGCUGAUCGCGGCAGCUCUUCAUGGUCAUGCGGAGGUCGUUGAACUAUUGCUGGCAACAGGCAGGGUGCAACUUGAUGCAAGAGAUCACCAAGGGAUGACACCUUUAAUGUGGGCAGCCAAAUUUCAACGGACUCCUGUUGUGGAGCUCCUGCUGUCAACCGGCCAGCUGCAGGUUGAUUUUGAUUUGAGCGAGUUGAGGAAGGGACUAGGGCUAGUUGGCCCGCCAAAGUUGGAUCCGUCUCUUGUCAGGCUUCUCGAUGCUUAUAAGAAACGUGAUGCAUAA